AUGUUAUCCUAUGUGUCCAUCCCCAGCAUGUUAUCCUAUGUGUCCAUCCCCAGCAUGUUAUCCUACGUGUCCAUCCCCGGCAUGUUAUCCUAUGUGUCCAUCCCCAGCAUGUUAUCCUACGUGUCCAUCCCCGGCAUGUUAUCCUAUGUGUCCAUCCCCGGCAUUUUAUCCUAUAUGUCCAUCCCCGGCAUGUUAUCCUAUGUGUCCAUCCCCGGCAUGUUGUCCUACGUGUCCAUCCCCGGCAUGUUAUCCUAUGUGUCCAUCCCCGGCAUGUUAUCCUAUGUGUCCAUCCCCAGCAUGGGCGGACUGACAACUCAUGGGGCCCCCGGGCAAUAG
This is a messenger RNA of Staurois parvus, 336 nucleotides long. Lineage: Eukaryota; Metazoa; Chordata; Amphibia; Anura; Ranidae. The record is from the annotation of a GenBank genome assembly.